AUGUGGGACGCAAUACUCAUGCAGGAACACCGCAGUAGUACAUAUGGUCAACAAACACAUGGGUUAAAGAGAGCCGACGCGCUCCGGAAGAUCAAAUUCCCCCAUGAGCCACCUCCGGACACAACGUUACCCCUUCCCACUUCGCCUAAAGCAAAACCCCACCCGUUUGCCUGCAGUAUGUGUAAACGAACAUUUCCGCUUCAAAAUGGAUUAACGCGCCACCUUAGAUACAUGCACAACGUCACAUGCCCUGUCCCAGAGAGAAAACGCCCGCGAGCCGACGAACCGAUUCCAGAAGAAUCAGCAUUUCCCUGUGACAAAUGUGAUAUGGUGGCGCGCUCUAAAACAGGUCUCAAAGCCCAUAUUAGAGCGAUGCAUCCUGAGAACCCCACAAAAGACGCACCCAAAGUUCACCUAAUACCACAACCUGCUUCACUACGCUGUGAAUUUUGUCUACGCGAAUUCGGCAACAUUGGAGCUCUCGCAUGCCACGAAAAGUUUAAACAUCCUCCUGGAACCCCAAUUUUGCCAGCAAUAAUACAAGUAACGUUUCUGCGAAAUAAGAAACGCCAGCGAGAUACGUCGCCACCGGAGCGUGAGAACAGAGAGAAAGUACAAUGCGGAGUAUGCCAGAAGUUCUACGCCCACCUAGACUCCCUCGCCAUCCACUGCAGAAAAUUCCAUGAUGGACAGGGUCUGCCACAAAAAAUCGAAUUCCACCAAUGGGCAAUACAAAACUACGAAAACGAGAGACCUUCCGGCGUUAGUCUGUCCCGCGUGUGGUCACCAAUGUAUGAGUAA
Messenger RNA from Trypanosoma theileri, 801 nucleotides. Its product is annotated as Tbingi protein. Gene Ontology annotation, biological process: regulation of transcription by RNA polymerase II. The transcript has a single exon. Gene Ontology annotation, molecular function: DNA-binding transcription factor activity, RNA polymerase II-specific; sequence-specific DNA binding. The record is from RefSeq and is a predicted model, not a curated record. Lineage: Eukaryota; Euglenozoa; Kinetoplastea; Trypanosomatida; Trypanosomatidae. Gene Ontology annotation, cellular component: nucleus. The coding region runs from base 1 to 801 and encodes 266 amino acids.